Pelodiscus sinensis (Chinese soft-shelled turtle) is the source of this 1665-nucleotide messenger RNA. Lineage: Eukaryota; Metazoa; Chordata; Testudines; Trionychidae. The record is from RefSeq and is a predicted model, not a curated record.
UGUAGAGUCCAUGGAGCCGGGCUCCUCCCCCCGCUCCAGCCUGGCGGGAAGGGGAAGAGCAGGGGGGGAGGCUUCGCUUUCACUUUCUUGCAGGCCGGGCCGGGCGGGCCCUGAGCGAUGGCGGAUCGGCAGCUCGGCAGCGUGCGGACCAGGUUCGUGGAGAGCGUGAGCAAAGCCGUGAUCAACUCCCUCCUGGACGACCUGCUGGAGAAGCAGGUGCUGAACGAGGAGGAGGUGGAGGAGGUGAGGGAAGGCCACAGCAAGAAGAGUGACCAAGCCAGGUGUCUGAUCGAUGGGGUGAGGAAAAAGGGAGCCAGAGCCAGCGAGAUCUUCAUCCGGUGCCUCUGCUGCAGAGACGUGCACCUGGCCAGUGACCUGGGGCUGGCAGCCCCCUCGGCUACCGCAGGGGUUCCAGUGCCACAGCCAGGGCCGGCCCCCCAGGAGAACGAGCCAGGGUCCACCGCAGAAACCCAGCCAGCCCCAUGCCAGGGCUGGAUCCGGCCCUGCCCCCCGGAGGACGUCCAGCGGAUCCAGAGGGAGGAAGCAAAGGAGAUCUAUCCCAUCCGGGACAAGGCAACACGAACCCGCCUGGCCCUCAUCAUCUGUAACGUAGAGUUCGAGCAUCUCCCCAGGCGGGGCGGGGCCGACGUGGACGUGAGUGGGAUGCAGAGGCUUCUAGAGGGGCUGGGCUACAAGGUGGGAACCUACGGAUCUCCCCCCGCUCAGGACAUGCUGGCAACGCUGAAGCAGUUUGCUGCUCGGGACGAGCACCAGACCUCGGACAGCACCUUCCUUGUGCUCAUGUCCCAUGGCGUCCGGGCAGGGCUGUGCGGGACGAAGAGCCACGGCGGGGCCACGGACAUCCUUCCCGUCGACACCAUCUACAGCACCUUCAACAACAAGAGCUGCCAGGCCCUGCUGGGCAAGCCCAAAGUGAUCAUCAUCCAGGCCUGCCGGGGGGAGAGCCAGGGACACGUGUGGGUGAGCGACUCCGCAGAGCUCCCUGGAGAUGGCGCCAGCCCUGCGCCAUGGCCCACCGAAGAGCUGGAAGAUGAUGCCACCCACCAAAUCCACGUGGAGAGCGAUUUCAUCUGCUUCCACUCCACAACGCCAGGUACCUGCUGCCAGGGCACAGGCUGGGGCUGGGGCUCUGCUGGGACGUGCACCCUGAACACCCCGGUCUGCCCGGGGUCCCUCCCAGCCCCCCGGCCUCCUCCUGGCCAGCCCUCGGGGCCUCGUCCUCCCAGCCACUCGCUGGGCUUGGAGGCACUGUCCUCCCCUCCCCUCUGCACAUCAGAGCCUGUGUGGGGGGCUGCCCUGUGCCCUGCUCAGGGGUUCCCAGGGCUCUGCCCUUGGCCCCUUUCCCCUUGCUCCCCGGACCAGCUCGCAAGACUCCGCUCCCCUUUCCGCCCGGUGGCUCUCAGCUCUCGCCCGGCUCUGUCCUGUCACCCUGCGCACGGCUCAACCCAGAGCCCUUCCCCUUCACCGUGGUCGACAGCCUGUGGGGCUGUGGGCCUGUUUCCGACCCCGCCCUCUCCCUCAGCAUCGCCAAGAUCCUUCUUUGCCUUCCAAUCCCUCCUGCAUGGGCUCCCAGAGUCCCCUGGAGGGCCCCUGCUAUCCCUCUUGGGGAUUGCUGACAAUCAGCGAACUGUUCCUCCGCCCUGA